AUGUCUCCGGGCAAUCUCUCUUCCUACACUUCAUCUUCACCUUUGCCCUCUCUAUAUCCUGCUCUUGAGGACAAUCCCGCCAUCAUGAACAACAUGAACAACGCCGACCAGUACCACAUCACCUCUGGCGCAAGCAUGUCUCUGCCCACCACCUACACCCCCACCACCCAUCGCGUCAGCAAAGCCAAGAAGGGCAAGCGCGUGCACGUCUGCGAGUACCCCGGAUGCCAAAAGGUCUUCACUCGAGCCGAGCACCGCCGGCGGCACGAGAUGCGCCACUACUCCAAGAAGUCCUAUCCGUGUACCUUCGAGGGCUGCAAGCGGACCUUCCACCGAUCCGACUACCUAACUCGCCACCUGGAGAAGCAUGAAUCCGGAGUUCGAAUUCCCUCGCGCGCUCCAUCCACCAAGUCCAACUCGUCCCGAGUCCAGCGGACUUCUCACCUGCGCUCCACUGACAUCCCAGUGGAACCCAUCAUCCAGGCCGUGGCGGCCCCAACAUCCUACCCUAACACCUGGACCAGCAUGGAAACUUCUGUCCCAUCAACCGCCGCAUGGUUCAAGCAGAUCCCAGACUCCGUCGACCACUUCUACUGCACCACCCCUGAGCUGAGCAACUCUCCUAUCCCCACAACCGACUUCGCCAGCCCCGCCGCUUCUCCCCCAUCCUUCCUCUACGAACAGUCUCAGAUCCUGGACCCGUAUCUCCAAGGCCCUGCCUCGGACGUCGAUUCGGGAGUUGACUCGCCUGUCCCUUGGGAGAAGAUGGAACCUUACAUGCUGCCAUUCCAAUAUGGGCCUGUUCCGAUGCACGACAUGGCUUACCCUCCUCCUUGCCAGUACACGUCGUGGUCUAGCCCCGACAGCUUUGCUCCUCUGCAUGACUUUUCGGCUUCCCCAUUGAGCUACAACCAGCACGCUAUGUGCUGA
Molecule: messenger RNA, 930 nt
Organism: Penicillium lagena
Lineage: Eukaryota; Fungi; Ascomycota; Eurotiomycetes; Eurotiales; Aspergillaceae
Product: Zinc finger C2H2
Exons: 3
Coding region: 1-930 (309 amino acids)
Biological process (GO): regulation of transcription by RNA polymerase II
Cellular component (GO): chromatin
Molecular function (GO): RNA polymerase II cis-regulatory region sequence-specific DNA binding; DNA-binding transcription factor activity, RNA polymerase II-specific
Source: RefSeq, a predicted model, not a curated record